This is a messenger RNA of Acanthaster planci (crown-of-thorns starfish), 11804 nucleotides long. RefSeq lists its product as uncharacterized. Gene Ontology annotation, molecular function: protein binding. The record is from RefSeq and is a predicted model, not a curated record. Lineage: Eukaryota; Metazoa; Echinodermata; Asteroidea; Valvatida; Acanthasteridae.
UAUAAACACCAGACGCGUCGGCACGUGAACCACAUAGUAGGACUACAUGUACUGUGCUGGUUACACUUUUAGACAUUUACUUUAGUUUUAUGCUCAAAAUACACGCUGAACAGACUGACUAAUUAGUCCAGGUACGCUUUAAGUGCAAACCCGUCUCUCAAUGAUGGAAUUUGAUGGAUUUGAUCAGACACAGGCUAUACCGCUUGACGAUUACAGUGAUGACACUGAUGACCUCGGGGAUCCAGACGACAAGCAACCUGCCGGCUAUCUCAAGGUGUUUAGCCAGAAGAGUUUUAAUGAGACAUCGUUCCCUGUGUACGAGGGCGACAACUUCAUUGGUAGACACGAGAGUAACGAAAUAUGUAUUCCCCUCAAGGCCAUGUCUAAGAAGCACGCUUGUAUCGAGAUCCAAGGAGAUUCCCAUCUGAUCUAUGACUUGGAGAGCAGGAACAAGACAAGACGGGGCAAGCUCUUCCUCAAACCUUCUGUUCGCUACGAACUCCAGGACCAAGACCCUCUCGUCUUUGGCGACAUCCGAUGUCAAUACACGAGGGAAGAGAUCCAACAGAGACCCAGAGGGAGAGACCUGGUCCCAGACAGUGAUGAUGAUGGUUCAGAGACUGGCUCCGAGUCAGUGCUUCUUGAUGCACAGAAUGGAAAGGACACGGCACAGCCAGUCAAGGACACAGAUUUUGGUUCCAGUUCCAGCUACGACAUCGUGCAACCGACUCAGGCCCCACCGGAGACAGAGAAAAAGCAGACGGUCAUCCUCGAGACACCACAGCGGGAGUUAGCCACCCUGGUCUUUGCCGAGAGCUCAGAUGAGAAUAUACCCACAGAAACAGUGAAAGCAGUAGCAGAUAGCUCCAUAUCUCCUGGGAGUGUAGCAGAGACACCAGCCUCCAAACCCUUAGCUGAGAGCACUGUCGUGAAUGAAUCAGAUAUUGAAGAAAGCACCACCGGAAGAAGUCGACAUUCUGCGCUGGAUGUUAAUGCACUUGCCGUGGCUCCCACUCAGCCCUAUGGAGGCACGGAUGAGCAGGAAACACAGGCCUACCUGGCAACCACGGAAUCAGAUGAGGAUGACGCUGACGAGAUCAGAAGGCAGGGCCUGUUUGAUGCACCCACCCAGGCUUUUGGUGUGCCAGACUCUGAGGACGAGAUGGAGCCUGCCAAGGGCAAAACAAAGAACAAGAAAAUAAGUCUGGAACCAACUCUGAUUUUCAAUCUUUCCACUGACGAUGAGACAAGUCCUGCGAAGAGACCAGGAAGGCCCAAACACUACCCUCAACAUAAGGAUGCCAUUGAGGCAAAGAAGAGCCCUCAAGGCCACAGUGACGAAGAUGGUGAGACAUCGACACUGGCAUACACGGACCUGGCGACCCAGGCCUACUGCCCAGACACCGAUGACCAGUCGGACAAAGAAGCUGACGAGUCUGUGGGCGGCAAGACUGCAGUGGCCAAAGGGCGCCCUCGUGGGAACAUGAGCCCUGAUGACAUGGAAGCCUCGACGCUGGCAUUUCCCGACCUGGCUACCCAGGCCUAUUGUGCCGACACAGACGACCAGUCUGACGAGGACGAUGAGUUUGAUCUGCGGAAGCGCAGGGCCAUGAACACCUUGGACCCAACUCUCAAGUAUGAUAUGGAGUCAGAGAGUCCAGGUACCGGACCUGAUCAGGCCAAGACUGAUAGUGAUAUAAACGACCAAAGAACAAAGGAAGCUGAGCCAACAUUGAGGUACGAUAUGGGAGUUGCAGUAGACAAGAGUGGUCCGGAGGGCAACGUGGAUAUAUGCCUAGAGCCAACGCUGGCUUACACAACAGAGGAAGAUAAUGAAGAGGACAUGGACAUUUCUGCAUUAGUAGCGGCUGAAACUCAGGCCUACACCACAACUGAUUCGGACUUGGAUGAAGAACAAGCAAAACCAAAGACAUAUAGAAGGAGACCGCAAACAGACCGAAAGCAACAUUCCAAGAUCGUCAGUGCGGAAGCACCCACAUUGGCCUACGACGAUAACUCAGACAGUGUGGCCUCAAGACAAGCCAGAGAGACUCCUGAUGAUGAUGAGGCAGUGGACAGUCACUGUGAGGAGGCCACGCUGGCCUAUGACGAGGAGGAGCCUAUGGAUACCGAGAUGUCACCGGAUGCGGGAGAGGAGAGGAUUAAUAGAUUUGCCGAGAUGGAAACCCAACUGGCUGACGGAAUGAAACAAUCAGACAAAGCAGACACCCCAGUUCUUCAGUGUAGCACUACAGAGGAUGACGAUGACACGACAGUGACCACGCAGGCAUACGGCACGGGCAAAGACGAAGACGAAACACCAGACAUUCACAGUGAGCCUGAUGCCCCGACCCUGCAGUACGACACUACAACAGAAGAUGAGGACGACACUACUGCCACCACGCUGGCGUAUGGCAUUGACAAAGAUAACAAAACACCUGGCACCCGUGCCGAGCGGGACGCACCGACCCUGCAGUACAACACUACAGAGGAUGGAGACGACACAGCAGCAGCUUCACGGAACUACGGCUUGGACAAAGAAGACGGCCAAAUGCAAGAAAUCCAUGGGAAACCGUCAACCUCCACCACCGAUCGGCCGAUGCUUCCAGCGGAUCAGGACAAAGCAAUUGUGAUGGCAAAGAGAAAACUGCACGGGAGUUCUGCUCGGGGAAAAAGACAAGACAACGAAGAGGUUAGACAAGAGGAAACGGACGGCACCUCCAUGGAAACCAAGGUCAUUGGAGCUGAAGCAGGGAGUGAAACACAAGUCCCGGACAGCCAAGAUGAAAGAGAGGAAGAGAACCAGCCUCUUGCAGGAAUCUCUCGCGUCUCCUCCAUGCUGCGCAAGGUGCCGGCCCGCUCCGCCAUGGCCAGCCCAGAGAAGAGGCUGCCCCAGGGAGGACGCAGAGUGGCCUUCAAGGAACAGACACCUCCAGAGGAAGCUACUCCAGAAGAAAAAAUUCCACCCCUUCGGAAAUCAGCCAGAGGGAGGACGGUCCCAGCUAGGUUCAAGGACGACACUCCAAUGACAACAAGAGUCACUGAGACAGAUGCCAAGCCCACACGGAGGAAAUCAAAGGAGUUCCGCUCAGCUCCUGGAGUGGAGCAAGCCUCAGAUGAGGUCAGGCCCAAGAGGGCUGUCAAGGUUAAGCAGAAGGAAAGCAGGGACGUCGUUGAAGGUACUGGGAACGUCACAGGAACCCCGUCCAAGCCUGCUGAUGGGGAUUCUGAGGAGGACACCCUGGAGUUGAAGGAAGGCGGCGGUAUGGUCUGGUCGUCCGUCGGUGGGCUUGAGGUGCCCGAGGCCAACAACAACGAGAAUUGCCUCAAGGGGAAAGCCCCGGCCCGGAGGACUUCACGGCGGCAGGCCAGCUACAAGAAGGCCAUAGAAGGCCACGACUCAGAUGACACGGAGUCGCUGUCCUCUACGUCCAGCCUGCCAGUGGAGACGGCAGAGCUGAACAUCAGCACAGUCAGAAUCCAAGUGACAGCCUGCGAUGGGAAGCAAAGUGAUGACUCGGUGAAGCCUCGGCGAGGAAGGAGGAGCAAUGCCAGCAAAACUGCAGGAAUGGCCUCAGGCAAGAUGGACAAGUCUGCUCAGCAGGUCAGUGAGGCUCCUGCUGAGGAGGGCAGACUGCCAGCCACACCAGCAGGAAAGAGGCAGCCAAGACGGUCAGCAGCGUCAAAGGGCAAUCUGGCUGAAACCUCGGAAAAAACACAAACAAAAUCUGACAGAGAUCAGCAAGCCAGUAAUGCUUCAGAAACAGUUGAGAAGAGCAGAGAUGUUACCAGUAGUAGUGCUGAGGGGAACAGGUCAUCUCGAAACCAAACCAAAGAAGCUGCGAUUGAAUCAGAUAAAAUUGCUGUUCCAGCAAAACGAGGCAGAAAACCCAAAUCAGUGGUGGCGCCGCAGACAAAGGGAUUGAAACAAUCCUCCAUAACAGACUUCAGCAUUGCUGUUACAGAAGACCAGGGAAGGUUAAAAAGUCAGCCUGAAAAAAGCAGCUCAAAGAUGGAGAACAUGCUGGACAGCCUGGAAUCCAACGAGAGCCCAUCUUUACUGUCAUCUGAAUCACUGUCAUCAAGGACCACAGCACGGUCCAGCCGUGCCAAGCCAAGCACACCAGAGACAGGAGGAAAGUCACCCAGUAAGCUGGCUUGGAAACAGGAUGCAUUCGUCGCCCCGGAACCGGUGAAGCGAGCGGCGCGUGGCCGAAGAGGGGCCAAGCAAGAGGAAGGUCAGAGGUCAACAGAACCUCCUCCUGCGACCUCAGAGCCACAGACAGUGACUCCAGACAAGGUGGCAGUGGCCUCACAGGGGCGAGGCAGCAAGAAGGGAAGAAACUCUACAGUGUCGGAAACACCACAAAAAGAAGAGCAACCUGCCGCCACGCCCAGCAGUAAUAGGCGUGGUAAGAGGGCUGCACCUGCCCAAACCACUCCAAGCCCUACACCGCACAAAAAACGCAAAGACCCAUACACACCUGAACACGAGGUCACUAGUCCGUCACUACGUAAACGAUCCAGUGAGACCAAGCCAAAGGUCAUGUUCACUGGGGUUGUCAACAAGGCAUGGGAAAAGAUUGUAACAAGUCUGGGCGGUGAGUUGGUAGAAUCUGUCUUUGACUGCACUCAUCUAGUCACAGAUAAGGUCCGUCGCACCGUGAAGUUCUUGUGCUGCCUCUCCCGAGGUUCUCUAAUCAUCGACCCUAAAUGGCUGGAUCAGUGCCAACUUCAUAAGGCAUUCAUUGACCCCUCGCCGUAUCUGCUCCAGGACAAGGCGGCAGAGAAGCAGUACAGCUUCAGCCAUGCAACGUCCCACCAGAGAGCACUACAGGGAGGCGUGCUGACCCAGCUCAGCCUCUUUGUGACGCCCAAUGUCAAACCGGAACCAGCGCAGAUGAAGGAGAUUAUACGGAGUGCCGGGGGAAAUUUCCUGAGCAGCAUGCCAAGGAAAGCAGACCCAUCCACACUCAUUGUAUCCUGUGACGCCGAUGAAGCCAGGUGCCAGGCGGCCAUCAGGGCCGGCCUGCAGGUGGUCAGUGCAGAGUUCAUUCUGACCGGGAUGCUGAGACAGGAAGCCAGACCUGAACUGUACCAGCUUUUUACAUCAUCGUCAAGCAACCAACCAGGCAGCAAAGGCAAAGUGCGAGACACCCCAUCGAGUGGCAAAAGGAGACGAUGAAAUACCAGCCUUCCACAUUUAGAAAGGAUUGAACUUCUGGGGAAAACUAUCUGCUCGACCCCAUUGUGAGUGAGCUGGUCAAGUGCAUACUUGCAGGAAUGUGGCAGGAACGUAUGUAUAAGUAUUCAUUCUAAGAGAACCUUGGGAAACUAAUUUAGCCUAUGUCUAAGAAAGGGAGCUUGUGCAUUUGCUUCAUGGAAAUUAAGACUUUGAAUUUGAAAACUUUCUAGAGUUAGUCCUUAUUACCGGUGCCUUAGUUUGACUGCCUGUUCUGAAAUGUUUUCUACUCAUUCAAUUGGUGGCAGGGCAACUAGUGUUAUUGUUUUAAAUUGCAAGUUAGCUGGUCUGAAAUGCGUUUGGUGGUCAAAACGAGGACACCAUUAUUCAAUGUUGAGAAGGAUACCUCAAGAAUAUCAGUUUGGGAUGUCUUCACUGGUGGGGUAACCCUGUAGCGGCAUUUAAAACCUUACAGUCACAAUCACAGGUGCACUUUUAGUUUUGCAAACUGCACAUUAAGUGUUUGAUACCACAAAUGGGUAUAAAGUUAAUAUUUUUCUAGACAUCAGGAAAGGCAUAUGGAAGAGCUACGGAGCGUGCUUCGUGACAAACCAGAACAGAUCAAACUUUGCAGAGCAGCACACGUGUCUUGUCAUAACUUUCUACUUAGUAUAUGAACAGUCUUUGGAAUGGUCAUAAGGGUGGACGAUAUUAAGGCCGUUGCAUUUUUCAAUCAAAGUGACCACAAAUGUUGCCGAGUGCCGUGGUUUUCUCCUUUUUUAGGGCUCUGUAGAAGAGAGGGCCAUACUGAACUGUAGGAAAAGUUGCCAUAAGUUUGGCAAUAACUGAUGUUGACAGUUUUUAUAUUGUGUGUUUCUUUUGCAAGUAAAUUGGUACAAGCAGUUUUUAUUUCUUGUCUCUUACUUUCUGGCAGUUGGACUUUCAUAUUCACCGAGUUUAAAAUGAACCCAAGGUAUUCAGUUCCUUGUUUAGGUGUGAGGACUGACUUCUCGGGGGGAAUAAUGAACCCACGGCUUUCAAGGAGCCUUGCUGUGUCUUGCAUGGAUUUGUCUGUUCUCUCUUUGAAUGGUGACAUGAGAAAUGUGUCAUUGAUGUAACAAAUAGCAUGUGUCCUAUGCUACACACAUUGGCAUGGUCUGGAGCUGAGCCAAUUGGCGAACGCUUUGUAUUGAUAGAGUGUAUUUUUCAAACUGAAAUUUCAGAAAUUUUCUAUAUUCUUCUGCAAUGGGAACAGAGUAAUAUACAUCCUGCAAAUCAAGUGAAGCCAAAUAGCAAUGUGGAGUAAUCAAAGUUCUGGCGGUAUCAAAGGAAGCCAUCUUGAAGUGUCUAUACACAAUACAGUGGUUUAGCUCCGAAAGAUCUGGAAUUAUCCUGUGUCCACCAUCUUUCUUUGGGCGGUCGAAAAUGUUGGAAAUAAAUUGAUCACUUUCAGGUUCUGUAAAUUCAGCAACAUUUUUCUGAAGUUUUGGAAUGUCCCUAUCAACUGCCAACACUUCAUCAGAGCCUAGUCGGUUAGGUAGUGGAUGUCCCUGCUGAGGUAGUGGUCCGCUGUGAUGUGGUGAUCAACAAAUUCCAAUUUGUAUCCUAAUGUUGCUUGCAAUAUACUUGGAUCAGAUGGUAAUUUUUCCCACUCAUUGAUAUAUGACUUCAAUCGACCCCCAACUAUGCCUAUGUCAUCUAUGUACGGGCCUGCUGUCAUAAACUUGAUCAUUUUUUGAAGAGACUCGCCCGCCUGUUCUGCCUUGCUUUGUGGCCCAUCUUGGCCUGCUUCUUGGCUGGAACAGGGGAGGGUCUGGAGAGCUCCUGUUUCUGUCCACUGGCGGAUGUUUUGCAUCUGUUAUUUUGCAGCUACAUGUUGAGUUUUCCUCUGCAUUUGGGGAGGUUGGGGCUAUCCCCUCAGAAAGGGUUCGAAUUAGUUCUCCAGCCGGUCUGGUGGCAGAGUUCUUUGAAUAUGGGUGGUGUCGGUUGUGACCUUGUCUUGGUUUGAUAUUCUUCAGCACGCCGGAUGUGGCCCUUUGUUCAUCUUGCAGUUCUUUGAUUUGCUUGCCCAGGUCAUCACCAAAGAGUAGGGUAGCGACCUUAUUGGAUGGCUUACACUGGUGUGAAUAGCGUUGGUUGAAAUUUGGUUUUAUGAGUUCUUUCCUUAAGCAGUUCUGCUCAAAAUUGGCUGUGGCAAGAAGUAGCCAUCUGUGUUCUUGUUCUACAGUGCAUGGCCCUUCACAGGCUUUUGCAAGUGUUGUAAGACCCUUGAUCAAUGGCUUUUGGACACAUUGGAGCUUUAGAUCGCGUCACCUGGAGUGCGAGUUGAUGUUUUCCCAGAUUUGUGGGCUCACUUUGGGUACAAGAGCCUCGCCAUUUUGAGGGCAUUUUUACUUAUCAAUGGUAUCCUGGAUGAAUUUUUCCUCCAGCUUCUCCACCAAUGCAAAGUGGAGACUGUUUGCUACAUCACUGCGAAUAUGGGGUCUCCCAUGUCUGCAUUGACCACAAAACAUGCAGCAAACCCUUUGUCCCGUUGUUGCUUUAAUAUCGAGCCCCCAACAUGCCCAAGCUGUAGUGAAUUAGGCCAAGGGCUUGCAGUAAUAUUUUGACUCUGCAAGAUAUCAUAAACCGUUUGGUCUGUGUGCGGUGUCCAACUCUGCGGAUUCAGCAUUCUUGAAUUCCACAUUGGAGGGGUCGUCACCAUGCUCAUCAAGAAGGGUGUUUGCACCAUCAUCUGCCUCAACCAAUUGACCCGUUACGGCUGCUAUGACUGUUUGUCUGAAUUCUCAUUCUCUUUGUCUGUUUCUCCACCAGCUGUCCCAGCUGGGGCAAAGUGGUUUUCCAUGGAACUAGAUGCAGUUCCACUCAUAUUUGAAGUUGUUGAUUUCUUGGCACUUGGCACUGAUUUUGCCAUGCCAGUCAAUGUCGCCUUCGAGUUCUUGUCCAGUUUCCAGACAAUAAUGUCCCAUUUGCUUAGGGCGUGUAGAGCAUGUCAGGAGGUUGGGUGACGCUCGACUUUCCCGCCGAAUUAGCGUGGAUUUCCACAUUUCUUACCCCUUUUCUGCUUGGUAGUCUCUAAAGGUAUAUCCUGUGAUUGUGAAGUCAACAUUUCGGGAUAUUGUUGCAAUACCGCCGGAAAAAACAUGCAAGUUCCGACAUUCAAACACCAUAAAAAGUUGGAAACAGUCGCUGUUUUGACUGCACGCAAUGUUAUGACCGCACAUGUGCAAUUGGGAUCUCAUGGAAUCUCUGGCUAGAUUUCAAAAUAAAAUAUAAGUAUUUUCAAGUAAAAUAGACGACUUGUGCACGAGCAAAGUUGUAUCUAUUCAAUCACUUAACGCCCAAAUCCACAGUUUAAUUUAUGAGAGCAGAUGCUAAUGCAUCAUUGUUUAUUGUACACCAAAGCUGCCUGUGCGCACUUUUCAAGGAGCUUUUCAGGGAACCCCACGUGAUGGCACAUUUUCCUUUGGGAUUGACUUUGCACCUUCUCGGUAAGUAAGUCAAAGAGUGUCUUAGUGCUGAGGCUUGGUCGAACUUCAGAGACAUUUUUCCUCACUAGACUGAAAAUCCACCCAUCCUCUGCAUUGCUGUGGGGGCAGUGAGAGAUUUGCCAGCAUGAUCUUGGGGAGAUAGAUGACCUUGAGCAGGCCAGUUGAUCUGUCUUUCAUAUGUGCGAUAUCCACCCAUGCUUAUCUAGAGACACAUUUUCAAGUUUGUUGACCUGAAACAGUUCAAACGCUAUUUCAAGUUCAUCUUACUUUGUCCAUGGAAUGGAAUCUCUUUGCAAAGCAGGAGAGUGAUGAGGAUGGAACUUCCAUUCUGUUCAUUGGAUGAGCAACUGUUGCAUGCUUAUUAAAGGACUUCAUCAUUUAGGGGAAAUUUACUGAUUCUAAAAGCAAACAGCAACAAAGUACUUUCUCACAGAUGUAUGAAAUUCUAAUUCGGCCCUCUCCUUUGUUGAGAACGGUGAUCAUGCAAGAAACUCUCUCACACUCUUCCCAAUGAUGAUGCCCCCAAUCUGCUCAUCAGCGUUUUGAAUUGCAUUCUUUCUUUGAAGUCCCCAUGACUCAAGCAAAUCAGAGGUAGCCACCAUCAAGAUGUUCCUUAGGGAGUCCUGCAACGUCUAGUGAAGGAGGCGAACAUUAGGUGCUUCUUCUUGAAGCUCCAAAUUCAGUGUUUUGUUUGAAGGAGAGACAGUGCAGCUUAAUAUAAUCUUGGAGUUUGGCAUGCAUUCCAGCAGCUUUAUCCCCUGAUGGACUCAAAACUUGGAUGUACUUGGGACUUAUUCGUGAUGAUUCUUGUUAUUUCUCUGAAGUAUUACUGCCUCCUGUCAUAGGAAGUGAAGUGACUGUCUUUCCUCUGAGUGUAGCCUUCUCUGCCGAUGUUUCUCCAGAGUUCUUUGAAGAUCCUGUGGAUGGAGCAAUUUCCACAGCCUUGAGUGCCACCUCUGACACAGGUUGUUCACCCUGCAAGCAAGUAGUCUUGCUUCAGCACUUUGGCUACUGCAUUGUGAAGGUGAAGGGAGUUGCAUAGGUGAGCCCUAACUUCUGCCAGCUGAGGUUGGGGGUCCUGUGACGUUCUUUUGUCCAACAUGACAUGCCUUUUUUGUUCUUUAUUGAGGCUUCAUGAACACUGAUCGUUUGGCCUUAGAGAGUUGAAGCCCAGCCAGAAACCCUCCGUCUCUUUGGGUCUUUUGCACUCUCUUCAAUCCUCCAUUUCUCUCCCAGAGGCUGGGCUUCUUGCUUUUCUUCAGGUGUUAGAAAAAAAAGAUUAAAAAAACAUGCCCAGCAAAAUGUCCUUUACGUUGUGCUAAAACAGCUGAUAACUGCUCAUGUUUGGACACAGUGUUGAUAAGUAGCCGGGACAUCUGUAUGCAAGGUUAUUUUUCCUUUCCAAAAGGUUUCCAUUUCCAUAUUUGAAAGAGUCCACAAUCUAUGGUGCCUAGACUGUACCAACUUAGCUUCUGCCACGUCACCUGAAGCCAACGAAGUACUCUCGUUCAUGCAUGUGAUCUGAUGUACACGUACAUAUGCCCCAAAACCUUAGGCAGUGCCCACAGCACUGCACAAAUGCAUGCAGGAAGUAGGAAAACCUUCGAAGCUGUGGGAAGUGGCAAAACGUAAGAAAAUUGCGGAGCCAGCACAAAGUUGUGGAUAUUGUGGCACAACUGGUGACCACCUGACCUGUAUGCCAUUUGAUAAAGACUUCAUUAUUGUUUUACAUGAAAGCAGUCUCACUGUUGGGCAUACAGCACACAGUGUAUUGUUGUAAACCAGUGGCUUGUCCACUGCAACUGUGGCCGAUCUGAGGGCAAUCAUUUUGGUCACUUGGUACUUCAUCUUGAUUGACUGGACCAUAUUUAUCGAAGUCCUCAACAGUAUGACUUGUUGCAUUGUGAAAACGGCACCCUUGAUUGUGGCUGUGCGCAUAUGCGUUUCCUAAAUUAGCACAUUUAACUUAUGUCAAUGUACUGUACUGAUCUUCUGAUCGACUUCGUCACUUUAAUAAAAACAACAGCAAUUAUUCACCUUGCACAUCAACUGAAUUUUUUAUGUAACCUCGUGCAUUGAAAGGUUGAUGUCAUCCAAUUGAGAAGCCUUGCAGUACAUUGUAUAUGUAAAUCAGUGUUUUAUUGUCUUUCUCAGUUUGAAACCCCCCGAAAAAACUGUAAGAGGUUAGCCCUGCAUUUUCUUUAAACUUUGACUUUCUGAGGAAUCAUACAAAAACGCUCUGUGAAAGAUGUUUACUACAUGUAUGGUCUUGACAUCAAGAAAUCUGAUGUAGAAUUGCCUUUUAAAAUUAAUGUUCUGAAAUUUAACCAAGAUUAAUGAAAGAAUUCCAAGCUGUGUUUACUCUCAUUCAGCAUUUUCCUUUAUUUGCAUCGUUCAGCAUGGUAUCAGACAAAUUACUGUGAACCUUUCAUUAAUAAUUAAACUGUUAUAAACAAUUGCUUUAAAUGUAAAUAAAAACCCAAAAUGUACAUCAAUUCAGAGUUAACAGUUCUCUAUUACCCUAUAACUUGAAAACAUCCCAAUCGACUGGUCACUAUUGGUGUUUUCAUAUGUUGCGAUGAAAACAUCCCUUUUGACUUGUAAAUGUAACCAUGCUGAUAUGAUGGUUUAAUUUUUUGAUGAGUGGUCCAGCAUGUCGAAACCUGCAAAAUUAGAUUUUUGCGUGAAAAAGCCAAACAGCUUGUCUUUGAUGAAAACACGAGCACACCAGUGUUUCAGAAUGAAUUUUGACUUAAUUUUUGAGCAAGUUCAGAGUAUGCCAAAAAAAACACCACAUAGGUUCACUGUUUUUUUCUUUGGGCUACAUUUUAAAUCCACAUUUCCUAAUUAGAUUGGCAGUUGAAAGAAAUCCAAAAGCUGUGAUAAAGCGACAUCAAACUGUUAUGACUGUGCAUUUUCCUUGCUCAAACUCUUUUUGACUGACUUUUAAAAAAAGCAAGUUGUCACCAAUGUUAGAAUGGUAGAGCCUGCUGUAACUUGUGAAAUCCAAAGCGACUGUUUGACCAUCUCCAAGAAAACAGGUAAGCUAACCUUCAGAUUUGGCGUUGCAGAUUUUGACAUGCUUUUCAGACAGCUUGUCAUGUCUGUCGAGUUCCCAAGCCGUCUGCCAA